This is a messenger RNA of Pan troglodytes (chimpanzee), 1672 nucleotides long. It is a transcript of the gene BPIFB3, whose product is annotated as BPI fold containing family B member 3. Lineage: Eukaryota; Metazoa; Chordata; Mammalia; Primates; Hominidae. The transcript is spliced from 15 exons. Gene Ontology annotation, molecular function: lipid binding. The coding region runs from base 1 to 1431 and encodes 476 amino acids. The record is from RefSeq and is a predicted model, not a curated record.
AUGCAGACAGCCAUGCUGGCCCUGUGGUCCCUGCUUCUGCUCUGGGGCCUGGCGACUCCAUGCCAGGGGCUGCUAGAGACGGUGAGCACGCUCGCUCGGAUUGACAAGGAUGAACUCGGCAAAGCCAUCCAGAACUCACUGGUUGGGGAGCCCAUUCUGCAGAAUGUGCUGGGAUCGGUCACAGCUGUGAACCGGGGCCUCUUGGGCUCAGGAGGGCUGCUUGGAGGAGGCGGCUUGCUGGGCCACGGAGGGGUUUUUGGCAUUGUCGAGGAGCUCUCUGGUCUGAAGAUUGAGGAGCUCACGCUGCCAAAGGUGUCGCUGAAGCUGCUGCCGGGAUUUGGGGUGCAGCUGAGCCUGCACACCAAAGUGGGCAUGCAUUGCUCUGGCCCCCUUGGGGGCCUUCUGCAGCUGGCUGCGGAGGUGAACGUGACAUCGCGGGUGGCGCUGGCCGUGAGCUCAAGGGGCACACCCAUCCUUAUCCUCAAGCGCUGCAGCACGCUCCUGGGCCACAUCAGCCUGUUCUCAGGGCUGCUGCCCACACCACUCUUUGGGGUCGUGGAACAGAUGCUCUUCAAGGUGCUUCCGGGACUGCUGUGCCCCGUGGUGGACAGUGUGCUGGGUGUGGUGAAUGAGCUCCUGGGGGCUGUGCUGGGCCUGGUGUCCCUUGGGGCUCUUGGGUCCGUGGAAUUCUCUCUGGCCACAUUGCCUCUCAUCUCCAACCAGUACAUAGAACUGGACAUCAACCCUAUCGUGAAGAGUGUAGCUGGUGACAUCAUUGACUUCCCCAAGUCCCGUGCCCCAGCCAAGGUGCCCCCCAAGAAGGACCACACAUCCCAGGUGAUGGUGCCACUGUACCUCUUCAACACCAUGUUUGGACUCCUGCAGACCAACGGCGCCCUCGACAUGGACAUCACCCCUGAGCUGGUUCCCAGCGAUGUCCCACUGACAACUACAGACCUGGCAGCUUUGCUCCCUGAGGCCCUGGGGAAGCUGCCCCUGCACCAGCAACUCCUACUGUUCCUGCGGGUGAGGGAAGCUCCCACGGUCACACUCCACAACAAGAAGGCCUUGGUCUCCCUCCCAGCCAACAUCCAUGUGCUGUUCUAUGUCCCUAAGGGGACCCCUGAAUCCCUCUUCGAGCUGAACUCGGUCAUGACUGUGCGUGCCCAGCUGGCUCCCUCGGCUACCAAGCUGCACAUCUCCCUGUCCCUGGAACGGCUCAGUGUCAAGGUGGCCUCCUCCUUUACCCAUGCCUUUGACGGAUCGCGUUUAGAAGAAUGGCUCAGCCAUGUGGUCCGGGCAGUGUAUGCACCAAAGCUUAACGUGGCCCUGGAUGUUGGAAUUCCCCUGCCUAAGGUUCUUAAUAUCAAUUUUUCCAAUUCAGUUCUGGAGAUCAUAGAGAAUGCUGUUGUGCUGACCGUGGCAUCCUGAGGCUGAGACAUGGCCACCAGCCUUCCCUGUUGACUACUAGAGACCACCUGUCUACUCUGCCUCAAUUUCCCUCCCAGUCUCUAGCUGAUGUUGGUGACAGUAAAAAUGCCCUCUGGCCCUGAAGCUCUACUCCAAGUUUGGGGUAGGAACUGCCUGGCUAAUCAUAGAACUGCCUCAGAGAGAGCUCUGGGGUCUCAGUAGCAAACCCUGAGCUUUCAAUAAAUGACUCCUGUAUCUGGGU